Neltuma alba is the source of this 516-nucleotide messenger RNA. RefSeq names its product 7-deoxyloganetin glucosyltransferase-like. Lineage: Eukaryota; Viridiplantae; Streptophyta; Magnoliopsida; Fabales; Fabaceae. The transcript has 3 exons. The coding region runs from base 1 to 516 and encodes 171 amino acids. Gene Ontology annotation, molecular function: quercetin 3-O-glucosyltransferase activity; quercetin 7-O-glucosyltransferase activity. The record is from RefSeq and is a predicted model, not a curated record.
AUGUCAAUCCCAUACUCAAACUUGCAAAGCCUCUUCACUUUCAUUAACAUCGAGUUCAACCAUAAACACCUCCUCAAAUCUCAAGGUACAGAUUCUUUCAAUGGCCUCUCUUCCUUUCGUUUCAAAACCAUCCCUAAAGGAAUUCCCAGCUCCAACUCUGACGAUGUCAUUGACACCACACAAGACAUCCCUUCUCUCUAUGAAUCCACAUGUAGAACCUGCCCAGUUCCCUUUAGAAACCUCCUUAACAAACUCAGCAAUUCCCCUUAUAUCCCUCCCAUCGCUUGCAUAGUUUCUGAUGGUAUCAUGAGCUUUGCCGUCAACGCUACCAAAGAACUCAGAAUCCCAAAUGUCCUUUUCUGGACUACUAAUGCCUAUGACUUUCUCUACUAUGUUCAUUUUCACCGACUCAUUGAGAAAGGCUUGAUAUCUCUCAAAGAUUCGAGCGAUUUAACAAAUGGGUAUUUGGAGAAUAUUGGAGAAAAAGGAGCAGAGAUGAAGAAGGCACUUGAAUAG